Phytophthora infestans T30-4 is the source of this 1359-nucleotide messenger RNA. RefSeq lists its product as uncharacterized. Lineage: Eukaryota; Oomycota; Peronosporomycetes; Peronosporales; Peronosporaceae. The coding region runs from base 1 to 1359 and encodes 452 amino acids. The record is from RefSeq and is a predicted model, not a curated record. Gene Ontology annotation, molecular function: protein binding. The transcript is spliced from 5 exons.
AUGAGACCACCCGAAGCUGCGCUUAUCCGCGCACGAGCCAAGGCACCUCUACCAGAUCUUCUGGUACUUCACCUCUCCAACUCGGAUAUCGAGUGUAUCAAGCAUCUCGAGCUGUGUGAAAAGCUCCAGUCACUAUAUGCGGACUGCAACCACAUUAAAGACCUCGAAGGGAUUAUCGAGCUGAAAAAACUGUGGCGAAUCGACCUCAAUGGAAAUCUACUUAAGAAUAUCCACGCGUUGACUUCUUUUCGGGCGUUGGGUUUCUUAUAUCUCGAGCGAAAUCGCAUCUGUUUCAAGGAUUUAGUUUGCCUACGAGAGCAGCAUUUACUGGAGUUGCGAUUAGCUGGGAAUGAUGGUCUGCUCAAAGGCAACACAAUUGAGGAAUAUCGGAAAAAGGUAGUGGCAUUACUACCAAAUGUGUGGAUCCUCGAUACCCAUUUCGUUUCUACACAUGAAAGACAACGAUCGAUCGAAGAAUUUGAUGACUUCGUAUUAAACCUUUUCGACCUACCCCAUAGAUCUUCAUCCUUAGUGGACCUUAAAUUUGGCUCUGCGACUGACGUAUGGGUUGCGAAGGAAGACACUGCCGAGUUGACACCAAGCGCAAGGCUCAUUGAUAUCGCCCAUAGACGUGCAAACUCGACCGAGUUGCUGGACUUGAGAAGAUUAAACGCUAUCGUUUCGUUUCACAAUGCUGAAUGCGCGCUGCACAAUUCGCAUUGCCAUUUCUCACCCUCCAAGCACGCGCCAAAUUCGCGAUGGAUGCCUAAGAUAUGGCUGGACGAGGUGCUGGCACUUUCACGUCGUACACGGAUUGAAGUCAUCGCCCUAUUAGCUGCUUUUAUUCAAUUUCGUUUCCCGAAGAUACUCCUAUCCGAAGCCUUGGCAAUUAAACACCUCGAUAGUCCCCAGUUUUCAUCCGAAGCUAUCCGAGAUAUUAUCAAUCUCCCUCCAUACGCGCUGGUGGCACUGAUCGCUAUCGCUCGACAAAAUCCUGACUUUAAGGACGAGAGUGAACUCCUCAGAGCUAUCCCACCGCUUUUUGCGACCCUCCUUCCCUCUGUAAACCCGACAAGUGACUUUGACCCACAAGCAACGACGAUACGGUGGAAAGGGAAGCGGGAGGCUAUUUUCCGUGAUCUCGUACCUUUGAUCCGAGCAGCUGAGGCUGCGUCAACAACUAGACGGAAGCCGAAGCCUGGAGACUGGAUCGAACUUAACUCGAAACAGUUCGUGAAGAUCCAGUUCUCGUCUGUGGAUGGACUAUUGGUCGUAGGUGUAUUGCCCACAAACACGUCUCGUUCGAUUACGCUCGCUAUGGAGCAAUUAUCCCGAGUCUCCAGCAUUGUAUGGCGCUGA